AUGCGGCACAUGAUGCGUCCCUUCCGAAGCGGCGACCGCCUCGAGGACCACGCAGUCCCCAUUGGGGAGGUGAUGCAGCAACUGCAAACCCAACUCGCCGAGUACAGCGCGCUCAAGGAGCAGCUGGGUGUCGGCACAGGAGGCAUGCCUGGCGGCGGUCGAUUCCCACCAUCACAGUACAGCAGCGUGCCCAUGCACGCCACGGACAGCGUCGACAGCAUGGCUACCUCCGCCUCGUCUUCUUUCCAGAAUCUUCGUGCUUCCUUGGAUACGCCACGGUCAUUCGACGUCCUUAGUCGAAAGAAUUCUUAG
Molecule: messenger RNA, 312 nt
Organism: Penicillium lagena
Lineage: Eukaryota; Fungi; Ascomycota; Eurotiomycetes; Eurotiales; Aspergillaceae
Product: Adenylate cyclase
Exons: 1
Coding region: 1-312 (103 amino acids)
Source: RefSeq, a predicted model, not a curated record